CUAAUUGGCUUAAUAUAAACAUCCCUCUCUCCUUGACAAAUUCUUUCUUAUUUUCCUCAGAAACCAUCUUUUAUCCCUCAUUCAAAGUUCUCUCUUUUCCCCCUCCAUUUUCUCUCCUUUCCAUCACCUCCCCAAAGAACACCUAAAACCCUUUUCCUCUUAUUCUAUUCUCCUUCUUUCCCAGCAGUUUUCUUGAUUUCCUUUGAUUCCUUAAUCAAAAACCCAUCUUUUUCUCUUCUCUUUGGUUCAUUCUGCUCCUCAGUUUUCCUGAUUUUGUUCAAAGAAAAAGGUCUUCCUUUCUUGGGUUUUAUUCUUCAAUCAAAACCCAUUUUAUUCCUUUAUAUUCUAGGUUGCUCUGUUUCUUCUCUGUUUUGGUGCUUCCCAGCAAGAACAGAGUGUUUUCAGUAUUGGGUUUGCUUCAUUUUUGCUUCGCAAGCUGUUUUCUUUUUCUGGUUGAGAAUGGGGUUUUCAAAAAAGACACAAAUGGAUGGAGGGUUUGACUCUGAAGGUAAGAAAUGGGUAAUAGCCGGAAUUGCAAUAAGAACACUGAAGCCUAUAAACACAAAAUCCAGAGGAAAAGACACUGAGGAAGAUGAAGAUGAAGCAUGUUCAACAACACCAACCUCAAAAGAAGCAAGAAUACCGGAGAAAUUACCAUGCCCACCUGCUCCAAGAAAGCGCAGGCCUCCUUUGAGGUGCCAUUACAGUGGGGUUAGAGAGUUCUUCACUCCUCCGGACUUGGAAUCAGUCUUUAAAUGCCAUGUUGAGAAGGCAAAUUGAGUCACUUUGAGUUCGAGAAUAGUUUAUCCUAGAGCAAGAGUUUGAGUUUUUAGAUUAGGAGUUUGUUCCUUUCUGUUUUCUUUUUCAUUUUUAACUAGUCCUUUUUGUAUUAGUAUCUCCUCUAUACAAGGUAGUCGAGAGGAGUUGAAGGUGUACAAAGAUAUGAUAUUUAUGAAAUGGUUAGUGUAGUUUUUUAGUCAUGUUAUUGGUUCUAUAUCUUAUUGGUUCUAUAUCUUCAAGUUUCCAGCUUUAGUGCUUGUAUUGUAAUGCUUUUGAAGUUCAAAUUAAAGCUUGAAGAUUAAU
Molecule: messenger RNA, 1083 nt
Organism: Rubroshorea leprosula
Lineage: Eukaryota; Viridiplantae; Streptophyta; Magnoliopsida; Malvales; Dipterocarpaceae
Source: the annotation of a GenBank genome assembly